AUGGAAAAUGAAUUAGGUCAGAUUAACUACAGAACAAAUGCAUUGAUGACUCAAGCAUCAAGGGGCAACGAUAGUGUUAAUUGUGGUAAAUAUGUGAUGAUGUAUAUUUUAUUUAUAGCAAAUAUUGAAAGAGAUAAUUCGCAAGAAAGUGAUUUUGUAAUGGUAAGUCAUGAUAAUUUAAGUUCAAUGUCAAAUUUGCAAAAAUUAAGAGAUGUGAGAGACAUUUUAUUUACAAGAUUUCAAGAGAUGAUGGAUUUAGAUAAUCAAGCAAACAUUAGGAAAGAAGAGUUAAUAUUAUCUGUUAGCAGCUUAAGCUCCGAAGAUGAAUUUGAAGUUUUAGAUUUUAAUAGUGAUAGUAGUGAAAAUGACUCUGAGUUUAGUAUAGAAAACAUUAGACAAAAUCUUGAUCAAUUAGAACGGUUUAACUUAAUUGCCUUAAGAGAAAUUGCAAAAGAUAUUAAUCAAAUUUUUAAUUCAAGAAUCAAUAAUCUCUCUUAUGUUGAUAAAGUUAAAAAUAGCGCCAGAGGAAGUGGAGGUGUGGGGAAAUAG
Messenger RNA from Trichoplax adhaerens, 549 nucleotides. RefSeq lists its product as uncharacterized. Lineage: Eukaryota; Metazoa; Placozoa; Uniplacotomia; Trichoplacea; Trichoplacidae. The record is from RefSeq and is a predicted model, not a curated record. The transcript has a single exon. The coding region runs from base 1 to 549 and encodes 182 amino acids.